AUGCUGAGCUACCCCGGUCCUCUCGUGGCACGCUGCCGCCAAUCGCAAUUAAGGUCAAUUCUUUAUUCCGCGACUUCGAUCCGCGUUCCCACUCCUCGAACCCGGCGAGAACUUUCGACGCUACCGGACCUUCCUCUAUUUCGGGCCCUGGCGUCUCACGACCCAAAAUCUACCUCGAUCGUCCAUAGUGUUUCGGGCCGGACUUUCAACUAUGGAAACCUCCUCGGGGAUACCCUCCGAGCGCAGGAGAAGUUAUUGCAGAUCGCAGGACGGAAUCCCGCGGUGGGAGGCGUGCAAGGACGCCCUGUAGCGUUUCUGGCGGAGAAUAGCUAUGACUACGUGGUGACGCUGCUCUCUGUUCUCGCUUUGGAUGGAAUUGCGCUUCCACUUUCUCCUGCUUUUCCGGUAGGGGAAUUGAGAUACAUCCUGGACAAUUCGCAGGCGGGUAUACUGUUGGCGACGGGGAAAUACGCUUCAAAAGCGAAGGACACUAUUGAAGGCGACUUGGAGAACGUUCCAGUUGUGGAAAUUAUUGACAAGAUAAAUGUUGGAGGAGGCACCGUUUCGGAGUUACAGUUCGAGAAUCGAAGCCAGAAUGGCGGAAUGAUGCUUUAUACUUCGGGGACGACGAACAGGCCGAAAGGUGUUCUUCUUCCACAAUCCGCGCUCAUGGCGCAAACACAAUCACUGGUGGAAGCUUGGGAGUAUUCUCCUCGAGACCGACUGCUUCAUCUCCUUCCACUGCAUCACAUUCACGGCACGGUGAACGCAAUCUUGGCGCCGCUUCUUGCUGGAUCGUCUAUCGAGUUUAUGUUUCCCUUUAACCCUACUGCCGUCUGGAACAGAUUCGCCGCGUCAUUUCUACGAUCCCAAUGCGGAUCCCAAGCCGGCAACACUGCUCCAAUAACGUUUUUUACCGCUGUACCCACCAUCUAUAACCGCCUUCUCUCUACCCAUGCCACUCUCCCACCGGAAACCCAGGAGGCUGCCAAAGUCGCCAUAUCGCCUCGACAUCUCCGGCUAAACAUCUCCGGUUCGGCAGCCCUGCCUACACCCACAAAAUCCGCCUGGACAAACCUCAGCGGCGGCAAUGUCCUCCUUGAGCGCUACGGGAUGACCGAAGUCGGCAUGGCACUAAGCUGCAGCUUAGAUUUCGCGGACCGCGUAGAUGGAAGCGUUGGAUGGCCGCUACCGUCCGUGCAAGCCAGGCUAGUUGACACAGACACCAAUGAAGUCAUCCAGCCAGGAGAAGAAAUCGAUCAAGACGGUCGCGUGAGGGUAGGCGAAAUCCAGCUCCGUGGCCCGACGAUAUUUAAAGAAUACUGGCGAAAUGAGAAAGCCACGAGUGAGGAAUUCGUCCCCGAUCCUGACGGAAAGGGGCAAUGGUUUAAAACCGGAGACGUGGCUAUCAGGCGCACUGUCCAGGGAUCUGGCAAGAGUUCCCGGGCCUGGGCUCGCGGGCCAAUGUACUUCAUCCAAGGGCGGAAGAGUGUGGAUAUCAUCAAGACCGGAGGAGAGAAAGUUAGCGCUUUGGAAGUUGAAAGGGAGCUACUUUCUCUACCUCAAAUCGCCGAGGCUGCUGUUGUUGGCCUUCCGUCUGAACAAUGGGGUCAGAAGGUUGCUGCCAUCCUUGUCCUCAAUCCCACCUCUUCAUUAUUCAGCGGCGCAAAUGGCGGCAAGAAAGAGAAAAAGUUCAGCGCUCUCGAUAUGCGCCGUGCGCUGAAAGAUAAGUUGGCUCCGUACAAGAUACCACAGGAGAUGCGAGUAUUGGAUGGUGGGUUGCCGCGAAAUGCGAUGGGGAAAAUCAAUAAGAAAGUACUUGUGAAGCAAGUGUUUGGAGACAAGUUGUGA
This is a messenger RNA of Coccidioides posadasii C735 delta SOWgp, 1851 nucleotides long. RefSeq lists its product as uncharacterized. Lineage: Eukaryota; Fungi; Ascomycota; Eurotiomycetes; Onygenales; Onygenaceae. The record is from RefSeq and is a predicted model, not a curated record. Gene Ontology annotation, molecular function: medium-chain fatty acid-CoA ligase activity. Gene Ontology annotation, biological process: fatty acid metabolic process.